CAGAGCAGUCAUCGUCGUCUACAAUGGGAUCAAAGAAGCGGAAGAUUUCUUUAGAAGGCUACAUCGAUUUCCUUUCCUCUCACAAACAACUCCCUCUCACCGUCGAUUCCCUCCACCAGAUUUUCUCCAUCCACGGUUUUAAGAAACCCAAGGGAGUUAAGAAAGAGCUGAGUGAUGCGGUGGAGACGCUCGAUCUGAUAGAUCCAUCACGUUCCACUUUACGAGCCAGCAUUUCGUCCAACGCCUGGCUGACACAAGAGGAGUUGAUCGGAGACCUCAGUUGUCUGGAUUGGCAAGAGUGUCGCGUUACCGCAAUCGAAAACCUAAACUCUUCGUUUCCCGAGCAACGAUCCAAUUCCAUCCCCAAAGCCCAAGCCAAACGGAAGGGAAGCGCGGGUGUCGAUUUGCCGCCGAAGGCGCUGGUUCUGUCUCCUCCUCUUUACUUUCCUUUCAAUCAUCUUGAGAUCAGAAUCUUCAUCGAUCGGUAUGUUCUACGUUUGUAUUUAACAUUUCUUAAAGUUUGA
Hibiscus syriacus is the source of this 524-nucleotide messenger RNA. RefSeq lists its product as uncharacterized. The coding region runs from base 24 to 524 and encodes 166 amino acids. NCBI's taxonomy places the organism in Eukaryota, Viridiplantae, Streptophyta, Magnoliopsida, Malvales, Malvaceae. The transcript has 3 exons. The record is from RefSeq and is a predicted model, not a curated record.